UGUUAACUUUCUAGUAUCAUUUUUAUGAUCAUUUAUGACUUCACACCCACCGUGGCGCUGUCACAUCCCCUUAUUCUAAGCGUCGCUAGUGGACAAAGAGACCCCUUCCUUCCAACUGGUGCCCAAGCAGCCAAGACCCGAUCCCUUGUGUCUGGCCUGCGUUGCGCCGCACCGCACAUCGCUUGGCCCCCCCUAAUGACCACCUGAAAGAGCUCCAGGAACCAGGGGGCCUGCAUACGAAUUUCUGCACUCUUCGACGACAUCGUGCUUCACCCUUUCGACUAGACUUGUUUCAACUCUAAACACUUCAACAAGCAACUACACAAGCAACUACACACAGUUCUUGUCGAAACGUUUCUUUUUCACUUUUCACUUUCUCACAGCUCUGUCUCUCUUCUCUUCUCGCACGCAUCUUGUCACAUCUCCUCACGUCUUCUCACAUCCAAACCAAUCCAAUCCCAUGAAUCUGUCACUUCUAUACUUAAAACCAGACUCAACUCUAGGUUGUUAAGUUCCGCUUUCCCAUCUUGUUUCAUCUUCCGAAUUGAGUCUUCCAAAAUCAACUUCCUAUUGCCUAACGAUGAUCUCGAUUCCUCUAGUCGCUUCACCGUCUCAAUCCUAACAGACAGACAUAUUGGGAAACAUACCUUGUCGUACCCGAUACUGCGAUUUUACCCGAUCGAUAUCACACUACCCAAUUCUAGGCAUACUCUGAGCUUCCAACAUUUAAGUCUGCUCUGCUAUGGAUGUUGCUUUAGGCGGCAUGGCUGCCACUGUCUUGCAUCCACAAUCGAGCUCACGAAGUUUACCCACGAGCAUACCACCAGGAAUGAGACGAGGUCCUCCUACGACCGCAUUGCCUCCCCCUCCCCCAAUCCCAGACCAAUCCAACACGUCUGCCAGCAGUAGCUCCAGCUCGAUGUUAUCCACGAAGGGCCCCCUCUCCGCCGGCCAGGUCAUUGCCCUCGCCAGAGAAGCAAUGAAUAGUGCCUUGCAAGAAAAUGAGACGCAGGCUGCCGAGGCGAGCGGUGUCAGUACCGAACUUAAACCAGGUGUUACUAUCGAUCUGAGCAGAAGAAAUAUUCAGGCAUUGCCAGAUGAAGUAGUGGAUAUAAUAAAAAACGAAUUGGAACGUUUGGCCCUCUCUCAUAACAAGUUAUCGACUCUACCAGCCAGAUUUUCAGAAUGUACACAUUUGCGAUAUCUUAACCUCAGGGCUAACCAGAUUAGGGAAUUUCCUCUAUCGCUUUGCGAUAUCAAGUCACUCGAGAUUUUGGAUAUGGGAAAGAACAAAAUUCGGAUUCUGCCACCCGAACUUUCAAAGUUGGCCUCGCUUAAGGUGCUGGCCAUACAAAUGAAUCGGAUAGAGGAGCUUCCGCUGUGUUUAGCUGACAUGGUCUCAUUGCAAAUGCUGAGACUAGCUGGAAACGAUAUCAAGUUUCCGCCAAAGGAGGUACUACAGGUCCAGGCUAGCAGCCCUCCGAGCGAGGGUUUCCUAGAGAAGAGCGAAAUUACGGAACUCGCCGUCACAGCACAUAUCAAGAAGUUUCUGAAGCAAAAGGCGCAGAGCAUGAAUGCAAGAGAUAAAGAGGGUGAGAACGGAGGAGACGAACUCAGUGACGGAAUAGAAACACCUCGAAUGCCCAUUAGGAGAGUAGUCAGCGGCCGAUUCCCCAUUCGGGUGAAUGGUAGUGAUGUGUCAGAUAUGAGAUCCCCAGCCGUACUUCGACCGCCACCUAUACCUUCUCGAUCACAUGCUCGAGGCCUCUCCCAGCAGAAUACGGCUAUCCGCAGGCCUGGUGUUAUGCCUUUGACCAUCGGCAAUCCCAACGAGAGGCUCAGGUCGAACAGCGAGACAUUGUUACAAACACCGAGAGCAGAGAGGCCGUCAGACCGAAAUAGGCGCAUGGGCAUCGUAUCUAAAAAACCGACCGAGCUCGGGACGCUGGAGGAAGGCCAGGCGAAUAACAGAUUCAGCCACUACCGAGGGCUAAGUCAUGGUUCAUCAAUGACAGGUCACUUGAAUCCCAACGGCACCUCUGCAAUUAACCCAAAUAGCCCAGCAGAACCGCUGCUUCACCGACCAAACUAUGUGAGACGCCUAUCCGUCUUACCGGAGCAAAGACGAGAAUCAAAGAUUUUUGAUCCUAUCAUCGAAUCUGCGAAAGGCAUUCUCUAUGCCAUCUUUCAGAUUCACCCAACGAUACAACUUUUUACCAGGCUCACGAAUGAUGGGACAACCAAGAGGUCAAGCCUCGAGAUUGUCUUCUAUAACACUAAUUUCCACAUUGAGCAGUUGGAACAAGAGAUCCAGAAACACGAAUUUGCCACAGAAAAUGGCCCUAGUACACCGCGUGAAAACGAGAAUGUCCAGAGGGCCGUUUUAACACUAAUUAAUGCGUACAGCCAUAUUUGUUCGCUCCUCUUGAACAAUAUGAACACUAUUGUCGAUAACGGAGACCCCCGCUAUAUCCGCACGAUGAUGAUGUUACUAUAUCACAGCAUUAUGGAGCUUCGUAUUACCGCUAACGAGAUCUCGGCCGCCACAAAUCCGCCGGUGACGAGUCAGGGAUAUCAACAAGCAAGAAUCGAAGAUACGAUCAGGGUUCAUCCUCAAGACAAUUCUAUGACACCCACAAUCGACCGACCCAACAUAAGUAACCAACCACGGCCUAGAGCUUUGGGCCAUAAUCAUGCCAAUCUGCGGGUGGCAACAGACGUAUCAAUCCCCUACAUAAACGGCACGGGUCGGAUGGCACAAAUUACAUCGGCCACGCCGCGAUCCGGUGAUUCAUUCGCAUCUUCAAAUGGGGAUAUGCGAUACCCCGACUUUACCGCAGACGAGCGAUUGUUUGAGAGGAUCUUUUUGUCGUUACAAAAGUCGUCAGAUCUUGCCAUGCGCAUUCUCCCUGGCAUCAACCAGCAGUUUCUCGCAUAUAGGCGCAAUGCCGAAAACCAACGAGCUCCGGAACGCAUAGUGCGCUGCUGGAAGGGUCUCGUCGCUAAAUGUUCGAUUUCAAUUGCAGAUACCGAGCGGUUGAAGGACCGUUUAUCUCUUAUCAAACUAAAAGAGCCUGGUGUCAGGACAGACCCCCUCUUCUGGAGCCUCUACAAAAGUUUUAUUGAUUCUUGGGCCGAAUUUGGGAGCAGACUAAAGGCGUCCAUGGAUCAAAUAACGUUUCCGUUAGAUAUUAGGACGAGACUACGGCCUAUUCAAAUCAGCAUUAAAGAGACCAAUCAACUUAUCAUGAGUUCCCCGUGGGCAUAUCUCCUCCGGCAUAGUAAUAACAUCAACGAUGGGCCUACCCACUAUUCACCCAAUCACUAUUCAUCUAGCUCCGGAGUGGGCCAAAUACAGAUGCCCAUGACACCUCAGAGCGCUGCUCUUGGACCGGCCGUACAAGCAACUGUACCAUCAACCCCCCAAAGUGCAUCUCUCUCCAACGUGUUUAACGGGAAUGUUUUCGAACGUGCCGAUGCGUUAUUAUCAUCCAUGGGAGCAUUAGCAAUGUCUCGUUCUGCGACAAUGAAUAGUACUUCUACGUCUCUCAACUCGUCAUUCUCUUCCACUACGUCCUCACAGGAGGACCGCCAAGGCUUAUCAAAUAUGUUGAGCCCCCCCAACGGGGGCGGUCCUCUAACUUCUUAUCGGCUUAACGGUGGAAACAAGCCCGCAUUCUAGUCACGGCGAGCCGUUUCAUACCGAUAAUAUACUCGCUAUGCUGCCGUACAGUAUACGAGCAGCUGUAGAGCGCGAGCCCCUAUUUGGGUUACUUAGUAACCCCGCGCAUGAACAUAUAGUGGGAUACACAUGCUGAAUCCCCCACGAGAAUGAGGUAUUGGUUUAAAUCUGUUGUAUAAAGGCACGGUAUCAAAGACACAAAGAGCAAGGAGUAAUACACGGUACUUGGCGUUAGGGAGGACCAGGGACACUGGCCGGUGGUUAUGAAUGAUCUUUUAUCCCGGAAAAGCUCGGCUGAUUCGAGCAACCGGCGUUACCCAAUAAUGUGACGAUGUGUCCAAUUAUAAUGUCUGAAUACCAAUCUAAAAUCCGGUUACAUGUGCCACGCUUAUUUGUCUCUUGUGUGUGAUCUCUCUAGUGCUUGUUAUGAUUGUUGAGGUUAUUGAAAAGUCACGAAAACUGAGUUGGCCUAGCUGCAAGUGUAAUCCGUACUGUUCGGCAGCUCCCAUAGCUGGGAACAAUAGCUAGUGCUUUGAAUAAUU
Molecule: messenger RNA, 4224 nt
Organism: Daldinia caldariorum
Lineage: Eukaryota; Fungi; Ascomycota; Sordariomycetes; Xylariales; Hypoxylaceae
Product: RAM signaling pathway protein-domain-containing protein
Exons: 3
Coding region: 743-3682 (979 amino acids)
Molecular function (GO): protein binding
Source: RefSeq, a predicted model, not a curated record